CGUUGCUUACUUCGGUUCCUUCUCCCUUCCUCGGUGCAGAAUCCAAACCCCACCCACGCACACGCAGUCAUCACGAAGCAAAGCGAAACCGCAAAGGACUCCUCCGGCAGAGCAUGCGCGUUGCUGCGACGCGGCCCGCCUCCUCCGCUCCCGUUGCCCUCCUCGCCGCUCUAGCCCUCCUCUUCCUCGUCGGCUCCGCCUCCCUCGCCAUCGGAGCCAUGGCCAGCCACGUCCUCGGCGGCAAGAGCGAGAACCCCGCCGCGGCCAACAGCCUCGAGACCGACGGCCUCGCCCGCUUCGCCGUCGACGAGCACAACAAGCGCGAGAACGCGCUGCUGGAGUUCGUGCGGGUCGUGGAGGCCAAGGAGCAGACGGUGGCCGGCACGCUGCACCACCUCACGCUUGAGGCGCUUGAGGCCGGGCGGAAGAAGGUGUACGAGGCCAAGGUCUGGGUCAAGCCGUGGCUCGACUUCAAGGAGCUGCAGGAGUUCCGCCACACCGGGGACGCCACCUCCUUCACCAUCUCCGACCUCGGCGCCAAGAGAGGUGGACAUGAGCCUGGAUGGCGUGAUGUGCCUGUGCAUGAUCCUGUAGUCAAAGAUGCUGCAAGCCAUGCUGUGAAAUCAAUCCAGCAGAGGUCGAAUUCCCUUCUCCCAUAUGAACUUGUUGAAAUCGUUCGCGCCAAGGCUGAGGUGGUUGAAGACUUCGCCAAGUUUGAUAUCCUCAUGAAACUGAAGAGAGGGACCAAGGAGGAGAAAAUGAAAGCUGAGGUGCAUAAAAACCUCGAGGGAGCUUUUGUGCUGAACCAGAUGCAGCCAGAGCAUGACGAAUCUAGCAGCCAGUGAAUCUGACUUGUUAAGCUCACAGUAAUGUAGUUUUGUAUUAAGAAAUAAAUAGUAAACCUGUCACUACCUGGAUAUUAUGCUUUCUGCACUGGCUUGGUUGUUGGAUGCAGCAAGAUGGAGCUGUGUUCCUUACUAGCUGAAUCUUGUUUGGUUGCUGUUAAUGGUGGAAUGUGCAACAAAUCUUGUAACUCGAGGGUAAUGUUGGAUGCGAUAUACACUGUCAAUUUCGGUUACUCCGCAAUAUACACUGUCAAUUUCAAGCA
Aegilops tauschii subsp. strangulata is the source of this 1108-nucleotide messenger RNA. RefSeq names its product cysteine proteinase inhibitor 12. Gene Ontology annotation, molecular function: cysteine-type endopeptidase inhibitor activity. The record is from RefSeq and is a predicted model, not a curated record. NCBI's taxonomy places the organism in Eukaryota, Viridiplantae, Streptophyta, Magnoliopsida, Poales, Poaceae.